GUCAAUCCUGCAACCGCAAAAUGCGUUAACAUCGUCGCAAAUAGCGACAAGGCAAGCUAUAUCGAAAGAUUUACCAAGUUUUAGUGGCGAUCCAGUCGAUUGGCCAACAUUCAUCAGCAUAUACGAGAAUAGUACGAGCGCAGCUGGGUUCACCGAUGUCGAAAAUAUGUUACGGCUUCAAAAGGCCUUAAAGGGUAGAGGUCUAGAUGUGGUGAGAGACAAGCUGCUUGUACCGUCAAUGGUAAACGAAGUCAUACACACGUUAAAAACGUUUUUUGGACGACCAGAGCUGAUUCUUGAGCGUGUCAUCGAAAAAGUCCGUAAAAUGCCAGCGCCUAAAGAAAAGCUGGAAACGUUAAUCGAAUACGCGCUCGGUGUACGCAGUAUUUGCGCUACAAUGCAAGCAUGCAAAUUAAACGCACAUCUAGAAAACCCUAUGCUUGUGAAAGAGUUGGUCGAUAAGCUACCGAACCAGCACAAACUAAGCUGGGCUAUGCACAACAGAGACGAAUCCGUCCCAUCUAUGAAAGCCUUCAGCGACUGGAUCUAUAAUUUGGCCGAAGCUGCUUCUAAGGUUGUAUCAAUAUCGACAUCGAAAACGCAGCACGUUCACACUCACGUGGAAAAUAUCGAUACAAAAGAUAGGAAUACAUGUAGUGUAUGCAAAAUCGAAAAUCACCGAAUGGUCGACUGUAAAGAAUUCGAAAGGAUGACUGUCGAAAAACGCUGGCAAUUUGUAACAAACAAUGACAUUUGCCGCAGGUGCCUAAAACUUCACAAAGGACGAUGCUUUUCGAAGAAGGUGUGCGGUGUAGACGGGUGCAAGUCAAGACACCACUCCCGGCUACACAUUAAGCGCAACGGAUCUGCAACAGGUGCUGAAAACUUUCAAAAUCCGGUAAGCGCCCACCAAUCACAAGCCGAGGAAAGCUCACAACUGUUUCGCAUCGUACCAGUUAAGCUGUAUAAUGGUGAGAAAAACAUAGAAGUAUAUGCCUUUUUGGACGAAGGUUCAUCGGUCACGCUAAUUGACCAACGGAUAUUCAAUGAAUUAAAGCUUAAGGGCACACCAGAUCCGCUUUGCCUGCGCUGGACCAACGAAACUACGAGGACCGAGAAAAAAUCGGUUCGCGGAUCGAUGCAAAUAUCAGCAGUCGGCAGUAGUCGUAAGUUUUGGCUCAAUGACGUGCACACCGUCGCCAACCUGUCCCUCCCGCGGCAAACGGUCAAUAUCAGCAUCUUAAAACAAAGGUACAACCACUUGCUGGGCGUACCGAUAUCUUCGUACACGAAUGCAAGUCCGGUUAUACUCAUUGGUAUCAAUAAUUGGAAACUGGCAGUUCCUCGGAAAUUGCGAGAAGGGAAAUGGCGUGAACCAAUUGCAACUAAAUGCAUUUUGGGCUGGUCAAUACAGGGUGCCAGCGGGAAGUCUGAAAGGGCAUUUGCCAACGUACACAACUGUUCAUGCGACUGGGAAGAGAUACACGAGGCAGUGAAAAACAGUUUUGAUCUAGAAACUGUCGCACCAAGAAACAUGACGUCCAGCGAAGAGGCCAAAUCUAUCGACAUUUUGAAAAACACGUGCCAAAAGGUCGGUGAUAAAUAUGAAGUCGGUCUAUUGUGGAAAAGUGAUCAAGUGAGUAUGCCAAAUAGUUAUCCAGCGGCAUUGAAACGUGCAAAGGCUUUAAAAGCUAAAAUGCAAAGCGAUGCGGUGCUCAGAGCAACUGUUCACGAGCGAAUCGGCAAUUUACUAUCUAAGGGCUACGCCAGAGAGGUAUCCGAAGCAGAGUUAUUUGCUGAAAAUGGUCGCGUGUGGUAUCUGCCAAUCUUCGUAGCAUUAAACCCAAAUAAGCCUAAAAAGGCGCGCCUGGUGUGGGAUGCUGCCGCAAAGGCAAACGGACACUCUCUCAAUGAUUUUCUGAUGACCGGUCCCGACCUACUGAAACCGCUCAUCGACGUUCUAAUGGCUUUUCGAGUAGGCAAAGUGGCUAUAUGCGGUGACAUCGCUGAGAUGUUUCACCGAAUUAACAUCAGAAAGGAUGAUAUGCACGUACAGCGAUUUUUGUGGUGGCCAAACAGCGAAGAGGAUGACCCAACAAUUUUCGUCAUGCAGGCGAUGACGUUUGGUAUUCGGUGUGCCCCUUGUAUAGCACACUACGUGCGCAAUACGAAUGCUGAAUCGUUCGAGCAUAAGUAUCCACGGGCGUGCGAAGCCAUAAAAGAAGCACACUAUGUCGACGACUUUAUCGACUCAAUGGAUAACGAAGAUGAAGUUCGGGCGUUAGCUGACGAGGUUCGCACCAUUCAUGCAGCUGGUGGCUUUGCUAUACGAAACUGGGCCUCCAACUCGGCUGAGGUCGUGAGAUCCCUUCAACUUACGUGUGAUGAAAUUCAAGCGCCUGUCACACUCGGCGAUUCAGAAAAAGUUCUUGGUAUGUAUUGGGACCCCAACAAAGAUGUUUUUAAGUACACUUUCAGAUUUGCAAGACUAAAAAGAGAUGUUCUUCGCGAUGAUGUCAUACCGACUAAGCGGGAAACUCUUCAGGUACUGAUGUCCAUAUUUGAUCCCCUGGGCCUUUUAGCACCGUAUACGAUCAGCCUAAAAAUUCUGCUGCAACGAGUGUGGCAACUGGGCUGCGGCUGGGAUGAUGAACUGCCACCGAAACUUCAUCCGGCGUGGCAUCAGUGGAAAACAGUACUGCUACACAUUUCGAGUAUUGAAAUAUCCCGAUGUUAUUCUCGUCUACUCCAAGACGCAUCAAAUAUACAAAUCCAUACAUUUGUAGACGCCAGUGAAGCCGCGUAUGCCGCCGCUUGUUACCUACGCGUUCAGUGUGGUGAUGACGUUACAGUUUCACUCGUCGCGGCCAAGUCGAAGGUCGCACCACUCAAGCCGUUAUCUAUACCCAGGCUCGAACUCCAGGCCGCCGUGAUCGGUGCUCGACUUACACAGAAGGUCAAGGGCACCCGCAAUUUAACUACACACAGCUGUUUUUAUUGGUCAGACUCGAAAACAGUUCUGCGAUGGCUGAAAAUGGACCCACGAGGAUUCAAUCAAUAUGUUAUGCAUCGUAUUGGAGAACUGCUCGAAACUACAGAUGCCGGCCAAUGGCGGUGGGUACCUUCAAAAUCCAAUGCAGCGGACCUUUCCACAAAAAUUCACAAAAAAAUUGAUAGCCAAAUGUGGCUCUGUGGUCCGUCUUUUCUUCAACAAUGCGAAGAGGAAUGGCCCAUCUGUGCAGAUCUUGGACCAACAAAUCAGUCUGAAACAAGAAAAUGCGUAUUACAUAUGCAUGCAACACCGUGCGUCAACAUGUUUGUUGAAUAUUACUCAGACUGGCGAAGGCUAUACCGAGCUGUUGCCCUAUGGAUUCUAUAUCUGGCAAAGGUAAAUGCGCGCCGGUGUAAAGCGCCCGAACCGACUCACCUGGCGUAUGUUCAUCUACAAAGGGCCAAAUUAGCGCUUUAUAAACAGGCGCAAAAAUCAACAUACCAAUCCGAGAUGUGUCUUUUAAGCAGAGGGCAUCCAGUCGAGCGAAAAAGCUCGUUAAUAGCACUUAACGUCUACUUGGAUAAGGACGGAGUUUUGCGAAUGCAGGGCAGAGCGAAUAGCUUAAAUAGCCACACCGACGCUAUAAUUCUUCCCAAAAGCCAUUACGUGACAUUUUUGAUUGUAAAAGGUUGCCAUGAGAUGCUUCAUCACACAUCGCACGAAACUGCUGUGAAUUUGAUUCGAUCAAAGUUCUACAUACCAAAACUGCGUGUGCUGUAUAAAACAGUGCGUAAAAGCUGUCAAAGGUGCAAAAUCGACAACGUGAAGCCCGAUUUUCCACAGAUGGCACCUUUACCUGCAUCAAGGCUGGCUAGCCACGAGCGACCGUUCACCUUUACAGGGGUCGACUAUUUCGGACCAAUUAUGGUCACCGUUGGUAGACACAGGGAAAAGCGGUGGGGUGUCAUAUUCACCUGCCUCACGCUACGUGCCGUACAUUUGGAGGUUGCCUUCAGCCUUGACACCAACUCGUGCGUUAUGUGCCUGCGAAAUUUCAUCGCUAGAAGAGGUACGCCGAAGGAAAUAUUUUCGGAUAACGGGACGAAUUUUAAAGCCACAGCUAAAUUAAUCCGCGAAGAGCUUAAAAAUGUCAGCUUUGUGGCGCUUCAAAAAAAGUUCGAUGGCAUAAAGUGGAGAUUCAAUCCACCGGGCGCACCGCACAUGGGCGGUUCAUGGGAACGCCUGGUAAGGUCCGUCAAGACAGUUCUUCACAAAAUGUGCCCGACCGAACGAUUUCAAGAUGAAAGCUUAAGAAGUGCGCUAUGUGAAGUAGAAUUUAUUCUGAAUGCCCGUCCGCUCACGUUUGUAUCAUUGGACAGCGGCGAUGACGACGCCUUAACACCGAACCACCUUUUGCUUGGUUCGCCUGACGGCGAAAAAAUUCUAUGCGGCGAUAAUACUGACUUAAGAACGCGAUGGCGACAAACUCAACUAUUUGCUGACCGAUUCUGGCAACGAUGGGUUAGAGAAUAUGCACCGAAUUUACUAAGACGGGCUAAAUGGUUCACUAAACGACCACCCUUACGCAUAGGAGAUGUUGUCAUUAUCAUUGACGAGACGUUGCCCAGAAAUAGUUGGCCUAAAGGCAUAGUUACGGAUAUAGUGGUAGCGCAAGAUGGUCAAGUUCGACGAGCGACAGUAAAAACCCAGCACGGACUGAUGAUCCGACCUACAGCAAAGAUCGCAGUAUUGGACGUCGGCAGAGAUAAUUGCAGACUCGCGCCAGGGCUCAUCUGCGAGGGGGAGGAUGUUGCCGCCGAAAACACUAUCGCAUAACAUUAUUUGUACAUAUGUGUUUACUUAAAGGCUCUACUCAUUACUGUUCUUUUCCCAUUUGCAUUUUGUCUUAUUCACAUAUUCACAUAUUUACAAUAUGUAGCAUUUACAUGUACAAAGUUACGUUUUAAAACUCCACCUGCCAACAUACGACUGCAUGUACAUACAUAUACACACGUACGUAUAGCAAAGGCUACUUCGCGAGCAUAGUUCAGUUCAUAGCGAGGCGUCGGAGUGUUAAAACGAAAUUUUUUUAGUUCCUCUACAUAUUGUUAUCAACACCUAGUUUCUUUAAAAUAAGACCGCAAUAAAGAGUUCUAAAAUAUUCGGAAGAAUAACUCCCUUUUAAU
This is a messenger RNA of Rhagoletis zephyria (snowberry fruit fly), 5178 nucleotides long. RefSeq lists its product as uncharacterized. Gene Ontology annotation, molecular function: nucleic acid binding. The record is from RefSeq and is a predicted model, not a curated record. Gene Ontology annotation, biological process: DNA integration. NCBI's taxonomy places the organism in Eukaryota, Metazoa, Arthropoda, Insecta, Diptera, Tephritidae.